Molecule: messenger RNA, 1875 nt
Organism: Trichoderma breve
Lineage: Eukaryota; Fungi; Ascomycota; Sordariomycetes; Hypocreales; Hypocreaceae
Product: ATPase family associated with various cellular activities (AAA) domain-containing protein
Exons: 2
Coding region: 1-1875 (624 amino acids)
Biological process (GO): protein insertion into mitochondrial inner membrane from matrix; mitochondrial respiratory chain complex III assembly
Cellular component (GO): mitochondrial inner membrane
Molecular function (GO): ATP binding; ATP hydrolysis activity
Source: RefSeq, a predicted model, not a curated record
AUGGAUCCCUUCAUCAACAUGUCGGCACAGUUCCCCAACGGGGCUGUCCCCAAUCCCCAGUUCGCCCUCCUCAACUACUUCUUCCCGGGCUUCUCCAUGUUUACUUCGGCCCUGCAUACCUACCUGGGUAUUGACCUCAACUUUUACAUCCCUCUCCUUGUCGCCAUAUUUGGUCUGAAUUUCGUAUGGAGCUAUUUCAGCACUUCAGCAUGGGCAUGGAUCGACGAAUACCUCAUGUCGUCCUUUAGGGUUCGCACUGAUGAUGAAAUCUACAACAUGCUGAUGCUCUGGAUCUCACGUCAAAAGUUUUCUCAAAACUCUCGUCGUUUCCUGGUCAAUACCGAUCUAUACUCUCGCAGCAGCUACGUCUGGGGAGGUUCAAACGACGAUAGCGACGACGAGGAUGGAGACGAGGAAGUUAGCGUCGAUAUCCUUGGACCAAAGCAGACUUUGCACUAUACUCCCUCGUUUGGAUCUCAUCUGUUUUGGUACAAGGGAUGGCCUCUGUUCUUUGAACGUCACCAAAAUCAGCAGCAAAUCAACUUCCAGAGCGCCAGCGAGCGAGAGGAGCUCUCUAUUUCAUGCUUUGGGCGGAACCCGCGUCUUCUCAAGGAGCUUCUCUUUGAGGCCCGUCAGAUGUACCUCAAGAAGGAUGAGCGCAAGACUCUCAUCUAUCGCAGCUCUAGUGGCACUGCCUACGGCGGUGAGCCUUACUGGCAGCGCAGCAUGUCUCGUCCUAACCGCCCUUUCUCCACCGUCAUCCUGAGCGAGAAGAUGAAGCAGGAUCUGAUUGACGAUGCCGCCGACUACCUUAACCCUGCUACUCGCCGGUGGUAUGCUAACCGUGGUAUCCCCUACCGACGUGGUUACCUUCUCUACGGCCCCCCAGGUACCGGAAAGAGCUCGCUCAGUCUGGCUCUGGCUGGAUACUUCCGGAUGAAGAUUUACAUUGUCAGCCUGAGUUCCAUCAAUGCCACUGAGGAGGGCCUCACCUCUCUCUUCAGCAACCUGCCCACUCGCUGCCUUGUACUUCUUGAAGACAUUGACACCGCUGCACCAACCCCGUCUUCUGGUUCAAACACAGGAUCAGGUGGUCGCCUUUCACUCUCUGGACUUCUCAACAUUCUGGAUGGAGUCGCCUCACAGGAGGGCCGUCUUCUUGUCAUGACUACCAAUCACAUUGAGAAGUUGGACAAGGCGCUGAUCCGACCCGGCCGUGUGGACAUGAUUGUCCCCUUCAGCCUUGCCGAUAAGACUAUGACUGAGUCCAUCUUCCGCGCCAUCUAUGCACCAUUUGAGAGCGAGAUCUCUUCGAACGAGCUGGCUCUUGGCUCCAAGAGUGGUACUAGCACACCCAAGCGCGUUGAGCCAGAUGAGGAGGCCAAGCAACGGUGGGCCAGACAGCAUGCUGAGAUUUCUGAGCGCAUUGAGGUUCUCUCUCUACAGUUUGCUACCAAGAUCCCCGAAUUUGAAUUCAGCCCCGCGGAGAUCCAGGGACUGCUCCUCAAGUAUAAGCGGUCUCCCGAGGAUGCCAUUGAGGCUGCGGACGCUUGGGUGAUUCAGACUCGCAAGGAUAAGAAGGAGAAGGAGUUGCAAGAGGCUGAGAAGCGACGCAAGGAGCAGGAGGAAGAGGAGAAGAAGAAGAAGGCUUCAGAGGAGGACAAGAAGAAGGAGAGUGAGGACAGCACAGCCAAGACUGAAGGCUCGGACCAGAAGGAGAGUGCCGAAACCAAGAGUGCUGAUGCUCCCAAGGAACCUCAAUCCACGGGCGAGGGGGAUGCCGACAAGGGAAGCGAGGCAAAGGCGGAGACUCUCGAGGUGGCUAAGGACGAUAAGAAGAACACUGCAUCGGAUUCGGAGUAUGAGCGGGUGUGA